CCGGUGUCUGGUCUCUUCCCCCAGGGAGAGGAGGAGGAAGAGGCCGAGCUCGUGGAUCCUUUAACCACAAUAAGGGAGCACUGUGAGCAGACGGAGAAGUGCGUGAAGGCCCGGGAGAAGCUAGAGCUCUGUGAUGCGCGAGUGUCCUCAAGGUCCCACACACAGGAGGACUGUACGGAAGAGCUGUUUGACUUUCUGCAUGCCAGGGACCACUGUGUGGCUCACAAACUCUUUAAGAGUCUGAAGUAAAUAUUGGAGCAAGACUCACCACCUGCCUCUCUUGUUCAGCUGGAACUUGGUGCAGUUUCUUUUUGGAUUCCAAGUGCUGCUUGCUGCCCAUUGUUGUGAAUGUACAGUAUACAAGAACAGCUUCCUAGCUGUGCUGCAAUGAUCCAAGUGCCAACGGGUCACAGCAUCAGUGUUCUGUGAAAAAAUGCGCAGCUGUAAACAACUCCAUCUACUGUUUCUGUGGAUUUUUUUCCUCCAUAUUAAACAUAUUCAAAGUUCCUGUGGAAA
This is a messenger RNA of Pelodiscus sinensis (Chinese soft-shelled turtle), 516 nucleotides long. The record is from RefSeq and is a predicted model, not a curated record. Lineage: Eukaryota; Metazoa; Chordata; Testudines; Trionychidae.